GUUUUUCGGCUCAAUCAGGCCGGAAAUCGUAACACAGUGAGCGCUGUGUUCGUCAAACAAACUGAAAUAGCUACAUGGUAGUUAGAAUGUCAUUAUCACUAGCUGCAGACAUACAGUAAGUAAUAUAAAACGGCAAUGUGUAUAAAAAUCUAUUCGGUAUUAAGUGGCUGUAAUUGAUAGGAAAAGUCCAAUUUAACAGUAAAAUAUGUAUCGUGGACGGCCUCCACCUCGAGGGUAUCCGCCGCCGUACGAGGGCCGUGGUCCACCGCCCCGUGGUCUUACGCCUGGCCGGCCGUAUCCUCGGCCUCCAUUUAGAGAAGAACGGGGCAGGCCCAGACCGCCGUUUGAGGGUUACCAUGACGGACCACCUCCAGACCAGUACAGACGUUCUCCACCGCGCAGGAGGUAUACUUCAGCUGGUUCAGGAAGUCGCAGAGGACCAGGUGGUGAAUACUGGGGCAGCGGCCCUCCCCAAAGAGAAAGAUCUCCAUCUCCCCGUGGUGGCAUCCCCCCUGACCACAGUCUGGUCAUCACUGUGGGCAAUGAGUUGACUGGACCACCUGGGGUAGGGCUACCCUCAAGAGACUACCCUCCUUACCUGCCAAAGAGGUCCAGUUAUGACGGCCCUGAUGACCGUGGCCCCAGGAGGCAGAGUCCCAGCAGGGGUAGAAGCCGUCCUCGUAGCCGCAGCCCGGGAUUCGGGGGACGGAGCAAGAGCCGUCCUCGUAGCCGCAGCCCGGGAUUCGGGGGGCGGAGCAAGAGCCGUCCUCGUAGCCGCAGCCCGGGAUUCGGGGGGCAGAGCAAGAGCCGUCCUCGUAGCCGCAGCCCGGGAUUCGGGGGGCGGAGCAAGAGCCGUCCUCGUAGCCGCAGCCCGGGAAUCGGGGGGCGGAGCAAGAGCCGUCCUCGUAGCCGCAGCCCGGGAAUCGGGGGGCGGAGCAAGAGCCGUCCUCGUAGCCGCAGCCCGGGAAUCGGGGGGCGGAGUAAAAGCUGUGUCCGAAGUCGCAGCCCUGCAAUGGGGGUACGGCGCAAAAGCCACGCUCGAAGCCCCAGUCCUGAAAUGGGGGGACGGAGCAAAAGCCGCGUCAGAAGUCACAGCCCUGAAAUGAAGGGACGGAGCAAAAGCCGGGCCCGAAGCCGCAGUCCUGAAAUGGGGGGACGAAGCAAAAGCCGGGCCCGAAGCAAAAGCCCUGAAAUGGGGGGGCGGAGCAAGAGUCGUGGAAGGAGCAAGAGCCGUCCACCAAGCAGGUCCCGAAGCAGGAGUGGGAGUCAUGGCCAGAGCUAUGGACGGGCCCGCAGUAGGAGCAGAGCAAAGACUGCUGGUCCACGCAGGAGCCGCAGUGUCAGUACUAGCAGCAGUAGCAGGAGCAGCAGGCGAGGUGAUAAUAACUUAAAGAAGACAAGUGGGUUCAAGGAGCUGGAGUUGGCCCGUCGCCGCAAAGAGUUGGAAGACAUGCUGAAUAUUCCCACAAAGUCCAUCCUGAAGAGGCGCAUGGACUCUGAGACUGACUCCCCGUCAUAUGUGCAGAACAGUGAUUCUCCAAGAGUUGACCCUGCUGGUGAGGCUGAGGCAGAGCGUCUUCUCUCAGCUAUGAAAGGCAUGGACCCUAUCAUGUUGGCCACCAUGCUGGGGGAGCUGAGGGAUGACCCACACAUGGCCCAGAGUAGGCUGGACCACAGUGGGAUUGCAGGGAUCCUUGACCUGUUGGGAGGUGCACCUGCACCGCAGGAGGAGAAAAGGAAGAGGGUACCAGACAUUGACGAUGAGGAGAAGUUCCUUUAUGGCGAUGAAGAUGAUGUAGAGCGGGGCAGGGCUCCAGCAGAAGCUCCCCGUCAGCACAGUCUGUCAGAGCUCUAUGGUGAUAUUAUGAGUGAUCCGGCACGCUAUGGCACCUCACCGCACCUAGAGGGCCGUCCUGGUAUUGUAGAUCCGAGAAGCUCUCGUCAGCAACAAAUGGACAUGAGGUAUCGGCAUCAAAGCAGGUCCUCUGCCAUCCCUGACCAUAAUAUCAAGGUUGAAGAGCCUAAUGACUACCCACCAGGAACAGGGCCACUGGAAGGGAAGGAGAAGCAAGACGUGGAGGAGUACGAGAAGAUCCAGGACCUCCUCAAAACCAUCGGGCUGGACCUGGGGGUGACAGAGAUCAGCAAGAUGGCUGCCAGGACUCAGGAGCGUCUGCAUGGAAAGAAGCCCCCUCCGAAAACUCCCUCCCGUCGACCUGGCAAGAGGCGGGAUCGCCGUGACUCUUCAGGAAGCUCAGACAGGAGCAGGGGCAGGCGUAGGAGCUGCAGUGGGAGCAGCUCUAGCAGUCGUAGCGACAGCCGGAGCCGUAGUAGCAGCCGUGAUAACAGCAGGAACCGGAAGAAGUCACCCCCAUCUGACAGGCACAGCAACCAUGGGAAGACUCGAGGCGGCAGAGAGGUGAGGACUGAGGACAGUAGCUGGGGGCAGAAGGCUUCACAAGUCCCUGAAACUACUCCAGUGCCACCCACCCACCCAUCUCUCUCCAUGCCUGCCUAUGCCCAAGCCCAGGCGCAUGGUCUGGUACCACCCAACUAUCCACCUCCCGGCUAUGGGCAAUAUGGGAACUGGCCUUACAUGCCCCAACAGUGGCCCAUGUACCCACCUCCAUCUAUGGGCAUGCCACCUCAAUCUCCCAUUGAAGAUUUUCCGAAUGCUCCGCCUUUUGACAGACCAUACCUUAAAGUUAUCCAGCCAGAGUUGCACCAGGGGGGUGAUAGAAAGGCAUCAUCCAAUAUGGCCCCUCAAGAUAAUGGCAAGGACAGGAGGGUUUUAGAGGAGCGAAAUAAUGAAAGCCAAAAACAAAAGGUUCUUGAAGAACGGGAAAAACUGAGACGAGACAGAGAGAUCCGCAUGAAAAAGAAGGAUUAUCUCAUGAAGGAACUAGAGAGAUUGAGGAAACAGCAAGGGGAGCUUCUGCGCAAAAAGCGGCGUGAAAAGGAUGGCCAUAAGGACCCGUUACUGUCUGAGAUCAGUCGGCUGCAGGAAGAGGUCAUGACUCAGAUUGCUGAGCUCCGCAAAGAGCACGAGGUAGCAGAGAAGAAACGAUCCGAGCUUGACAAGGUGGCUCUCAUUCUCGGUCUACAACCAAAUGACAAGCCCCGGCGAGAGGGUAGGGGUUCUGCGGACCUUGAGCAGCCAACACACCCACCACCUCCAGAGAAAGAGAAGAAAAAGGAGCGUGCUCACAUCCGAGAGAGAUCACCUGUGGCCCAUGCCUCUGCUAAGGCAGCAUCGUCGUCCUCAAGAGCCUCUCCUGAAAAAACGAAGAAGAAAGCCCCCGCCAGUACCCAGCCUCCUGAGACUCCAGCAGACCUGUUUGAACACUAUGACGCUGGGAACCACUGGUGCAAAAGCUGCAAUGUCACCUGUGGUUCCAUGUUUGAUUUUUUCACGCACUUGCACAGCAAAUCGCACCGAAAGACUCAGGAUCCUUACAAUCGACCGUGGGCGUCAAGUUCCUCCAACAAUGACAAGAAUAAGAUUCACUCUUCAGGAGAGAAAAUGACUAAACCUGCUAAAGGAUCUGAGUUUUUGGUGCCAGUGAGGGGAUAUUAUUGCCAGCUUUGCGAGGAGUUUUGCGGGGAUGCAAUUUGCGCUGAAGAUCAUGCCACGAGUCAACCUCACAAUGAGAAAUACAAGAAACGAAUGUAUGAGUAUCCGCUCUAUGAACAGAGAAGGAACCUGGAUCGUCAAGCUGGACUCACGUUGGAAGUUAGUGACAAAAAGCACUCUGAGCUUAAACGUAAACACGAAGAGGAAGAGUCCAAAAAGAGCAAAGAGAAGGAGGAAGGGAAACCUAAACGCAGCAAAAAGGAGGAGGAGAAGUCCAAACACAAAAGGGAGGAUGAUGUGGAGAGGGUCAAGUACUGCAAAAAUGAGGAAGAAGAGAGGUAUUUGUACCGCAAGAGAGAGGAGGAGGAGGAGCGGUACAAACAUGGUAAGGAGGGAGGAGAGCGGCCCAAGUACAGUAAGAAGGAGGACGACGAGAGAUACAAGCAUGGCAAUGAGGAGGAGCGGUUCAAAAAUCGCAGGGAAGAGGAGGAAUGGUUCAAAAAUCGCAGGGAAGAGGAAGAGAGGCUCAAAAACCGUAGAGAGGAUGAAGACAGGCCUAGGUUUAGCAGGGUAGAGGAGAGACCCAAGUUUAAUUGGAGGGAUAAUGAGCAGGAGGAAGAGGAAGACCGGUCCAGAUAUGGGAAGUGGAAAGAGCCCAAUCCCAAAUGUAGCAAGAAAGAGGAGGAGAGGUAUAGAUCAGAGAGGGAGGAAGGGAAACCUAAGGAGGAAAGACAAUCAAGAAAAGAGAAGGGUGGGUGUCAAAGGGAGGAGACGUCAGGAUCUAGAAAGCAGUCUGAGCCUGAGAAACCCAGUGACCCUCCCAAAGUGUUCUGUGGUCCUAAUCCAGCAUUGAGAGCAAAGCUGCGCAAGAAAAGUGAGGAAACAGCCAAAGUGGAGCCAAAGGUUCCAUCUGCCUUCGGUAAGUUCAGCUGGAAAAAAAAAUUAGAAAAUGAGCUUGCGAAGGAGGCUGAGAGAGUGGCUGUUGAGUUUCUGAAGGAAGAUGAGGAGGUUGAAGAGGAUGACGACCCAGAUGCAUUUUCAAAGUCUUUGGCCGCAGCCAAGAGCAUUGCUAUCAAACUGUCAGGGAAGACAGUCAUCUCCCCAACUAGCGCAUGGGUACCCUUCAACUCUGGGAAAAUACGCCCAAACCUUCCUGCUCCUUCCACAGUCCUGAGAAAACCCUCUGGACUUGGGCCCUGGGUAUAUGCUAAACCGGCCCCUCUCAACACCUUUCUCUCUAUCAGACCACCCGGUGACGGUGACAGUGACGUGACACCUCUGCCUGUCAUACAGAACCAGCCUAAAAAUGACCCAGUACUGGCAGCAGACAUCAUUUCCAAAGCUUUCUGUGGUGAGGAAGUGGAUUUGAAGAAGUCAGCAGAGGGCACUGGGAAGCCAGGUCCCACUUCACCAGAUGAAAAGAAAGCUUCCUCAGCAGAGUCUUUUAGUCAAGCCUCCACAUCUACUCCUUCAGCAGUGAUGCCCGAGUUCAAGACUCCCCUGCCUCCCCUGACCAUGAUGACCAUGAAGUUUGAUGUAUCUGCACCAGGAGUCCCUGAGAGUGAGCAGAAUGUCCCUGUGAUGGUCACACCCCCUCCUUUCAUGCAGAGACCCCCAAGUGAGGUGAUGAACAAAUCAGAAAAACCAAAGUCUAAUCUAGCUGCCGCAAAAGCCCAAGAUUUAUUUGACAUAUUCUAUAGCAGCAUUACCACAGCCAGUACCACAUCCAUCACCAGCACAGCCACUAAAGCAGUUGUAGACUCCAAAGGUGAAACAAAUGACUCAAAGAACAGCGAAGCCUUGGCGACUACGGCCUCACAAAUGGAGCAAACCCAACCCGAGCUAGCAGCUCUUGAGAACAGUAACACCAUUGAAACUGAAACUCAGGAGUCCGAGACUGAGAGUGGGUUUGACCCACAGGCCACUAAAGCAGUGGCAGAGUCCAAAGCUGCCCUGAAUAACUCAAAUAACAGCGAAGCCUUGGAAGCUACGGCCCCACAAACAGAGCAAACCCAACCCGAGCUCCCAGAUCUUGACAACCGUAACACGGUUGAAACCGACACUCAGGAGUCAAUGGAGACUGAGAGUGGGUUUGACCCGCAGGCCACUAAAGCAGUGGCAGAGUCCAAAGCUGCACUGAAUAACUCAAAUAACAGCGAUGCCUUGGAGGGUACGGCCCCACAAACAGAGCAAACCCAACCCGAGCUCCCAGAUGUUGACAACCGUAACGCGGUUGAAACCGACACUCAGGAGUCAAUGGAGACUGAGAGUGGGUUUGACCCGCAGGCCACUAAAGCAGUUGUAGAGUCCAAAGCUGCCCUGAAUGACUCAAAUAACACUGAAGCCUUGGAGGGUACGGCCCCACAAACAGAGCAAACCCAACCAGAGUUCACAGCUCUUGACAACAGUAACACCAUUGAAACCAACACUCAGGAGUCAAUGGAGACUGAGAGUCGGUCUGACCCGCAGCCCAAGGAAGAGACUCCUGAGGAUGCCCCCGUACAACUGGAUAACCCAUCAGAUUCUCUUGGUAUCUCAACAGAGACCCUGGAUCUCCCAACAGAAGUGCUGGGCUUAGACCUCUUUGAUUUUAAUCUUGAUUAACAGACUCCACUAGACAGCAGGCCGUUGGAAAUUUGUGUUUUUAGGUAGUUGAUGGGAUUAGACGGGAACAAGUAGCAACCCACACAAAUACUGCUGAUUCGGAAACUAAGCCCUGUUAACUUGAUGGCCCUAGCAGGCAGCUCGAAUUUGAAUGGAGUGAAACUUCCACUAAAAGACUUGACUUUCAUAUUAAGUGAUGAAUCUUCAGAACUUUAGAAGCUUGUUCUGCAAGCCUUUUGUCUUGAGAAUUUUACUUCUUCGUUCAGCAAAACCUUUCUUUACUUCUUAAAAGGUAAUGUACUGUACCAUGCUUAUUGAUUACUAUGGUUUUUGGUAUAUCCACCUUCAGACUCUUAAGAAAUCUGUUCUUUUCUCUUUAAAUGAUUGAAAGGUAUUUUAAUACAGGAACAAGAACUCACGUUUAAGAAGAAAACAGAAUUUGGUAAGGUAGUGCAGCAUGGACCAAAAGAUAUCCGAACAUGGCUUUCUUUGACAAUUACACCAUGUAAUAUCUGUCACUCUUUACAGCACCCUCCAGAAAAGAAGAUGUGGAUAUAGAUACUCAUGAACAUAACCUUGGAAUUGUUGAUCUUUUAAAAAAAAACUAAUUUGUUCACUGACUUUACUAUGCUCAAUGUUAUUCUGUGUUAGUAAAAAGAAAAAAAUGGUUGUCCUUUAUCUGUUGUUGCUAAAGUAGAGUUCAAAUAAAUUUCAGUGACCACAACAUUUUCUCUGUUAUUUCUCAGACCUUGUAAUCAGACAUUGGAAACAUAAAACAUCAUUAUGGUGUGCUUAAGGUUGGGUAGGUUACUUUCUAAAUGUAAUCCCUUAGUUACUAGUUUCCUGUCCCAAAUCGUAAUCAGUAAUGUAACUUGAUUACAUUGUUACUUUUAGAUUACUUUCCCCUUAAGAGGCAAUAGAAGAAGACAAAAAUGUAUGCUACCAAUUGAAUGACAUCUAUUGAAGCAUCAAUCAAUGUUCAAGUUUACAUAGUUGGCCAUAUAUGGAUGUCAAAUUUUUCUUUAUGGGUUGGUUAUGUAGGCUUCUUCUAACCCAUCGCUUUCUACUACAUAUAAUAAAUCAUCUUAACAUUAAAAGCCAACAUCUAUCUCUGGCAUUCCAAUAAAUGUUAUACCCCUUGAUCUUAAAGAAUAGGACUUGGAAAUAUGGAUGUAUAGAUUAGCCAAAUUGUUUUACCUGAGCAUAACCUCAAAACUAAGGACUUAUUAGCCAGCCCUACUCUGUUUAUGAUUUUGUUGUCAUGGAGACUGAUUGGGCUCAUUGAUUCGAGUUGAAAAAUAAAUGCUGCGCUCAUGGAAUGGCAUACUUUGAGCACUACUGAAAAGUGCUAUUUACAUUUGAAAAGUGAAUGUCAUAUGCUACAUUCGCUAAAGGCCUGUUUGCCUGUUUGUUGGUGGCACUUUAAACAGCUGCAUAUUAUCAAGAUAUCAAAGGUAAAAUCAACAGAUGAAACAAUAAAAUGGUUUCCCUGCCUCUUUUGGUGAAAAGCUGAGUGAUGGGCCUGGAGAAAUGUAACCACUCUCAGAUAAAUAGACAGCUAUGGAUGCAGGGACUGACCAUCCAUGAUAUAACGUUUUUUAACCAUGUUAUGCUAUACAGUAUUUGUUUACAUUCACAAUGUUUACAAACAUUGGAGUAAAACAAGCUUAUAUUUUGGGUUCCCAUGGAGUGUGACAGUUGAACUUAAUUCAUGAGUCAUUUUUAACUUAUUCUUCAAGAAUCAAUGUGUGUGUAUGUAUGUGUGUAUAUAUAUAUGUGUAUGUAUAUGUGUGUAUAUAUAUAUGUGUAUGUAUAUGUGUGUAUAUAUAUAUAUAUAUAUAUAUAUAUAUAUACACAUACGUGUGUAUAUGUAGCAACUACAGAUAGACUUAAAGGGGCAGUCAAAAGUGCAAAUUUGAGCGUGUGUCGAUUAGACCUAUGGAUUUAUUUGUUGACAGUGUGCAUUAGAUUGGGCAAUAAAAGCCCCACUUUUAUUCCAUAGGCUGGGAUCCGCACUUCGGAGCUGUUUCAAGAGCGCAAUUUUCACUGGCUGUCACCUGGUUUCAAAAACAAUGAUUUGAUAGACAACUUAAACUUCUUGAAUUCAACCAUUAUUAGGUUCAAAUACACAUUUAGAUUUGUGAACAGCCAUCCACAACAACCACAAUCCGUAAGGCGAAAAUAGCUAAAUGAGAGUAGCAGUGUGAUUCAUAUCAAUGCGCUAAGUAGAUAUCAAUAAUAACUGAUAUCUGUAUCGCCGUAGACUACACCACUGCUGUCAUCCUUUACCAAGCGUUUAUUCAAAUUGGAUAAUCUUUGGAUAACUAUUGGAAGACAUAGCUUGGGACUGUAGCCAACAAAAGCCUAUUCCCGGGUUCCAUUAAACAUAUUUGGUUUUUCAUCAUAGAUGGUCAGACUCGCUCAGGUGGAACGGAUUUAAAUGUGUGCCUUUUUUUUCCAAUGCUGGUUUGAAUGUCAUUGAGAAAACAGAAGUGUCAAAUAUUUUUUUCUGCUAACAUACUUUCUGAAUGUAAAAGUAAUCUAGUUUUUCAAAAGUAACUGUACUCCGAUUACAAUAUUGUUUUGCUGGUAACGGAUUACAGUUACCGUUUUUGUAAUCCCUUACCUGUAAAAAUCAGAUUUUGUAAUUCCUUACAUGUAAGGGAUUACAAAAUUAUGUGUAAUCCGUUACUCCCCAACCCUGGGUAUGUCCAUUGCAGUCGAAAGGAAUUCUGAAGGAAAAACCUCAGUGGCAGCAAUUCAGAAAGGAACAGAACAAUGUUGUUAUUAUGUAUUUAUGUAUGUACAUAGGUGUUCUUUCUAAUUGUGUGGAUGACAAUGUUUUUGUCACUUACCUGUGUAUGAGUAGUAUGGCAAAGCUGAGGGCAGCAUGAACAAGGCUUUUGGCUCAUAGUUAAACACUAUUACUUUAAGAAUUAAUUAUAGAAUUCUGAAAGGAAUUGAUUGGACUUGGGUUAAAAAGGUAGACCAUAUCUGAAGUUUCUGCAUAAUGUUAUGUUCAACAAUGCCUGCUGGGAGAUCAGUCUUCUCUUCAGAAAAAGGUAAGGCCACUCUAAACAAUUAAGAUUUGAUUUUCCUGUGAAUGUUCAGUGAAAUGUGGAUCGAAUAAGGCAACACAAUCUAUACAUGAGGGGAAUUUAUCUACUUGUUACAUAUGUUAAACCAGGGACAGUCUGUCAUAGGAUAUUGCUGUUCUCUGUCUCAUAACAGUCAUUACUCUGUCACUGAAUAAUUAUUCAGCUGUACUGAAAUGCUCAUUUCUAUUCAUGUAUUUUAUUGACUGUGGUUAAUACUCUAUCGCCACUGGUACCAUAUCAGUGAAUUAUUGCUCACUGUAAGAUCUUUGGAGCAUGGCCUAAACUGUUUGGCUUAUUUACUCUGUAUGUGUUUAAAACCUUGCUCAACCAAUGUCAUUUCAUUUUCCGAAUAAAUUAUCUUGAAGGGAA
Messenger RNA from Oncorhynchus kisutch (coho salmon), 9645 nucleotides. Its product is annotated as zinc finger protein 318-like. The record is from RefSeq and is a predicted model, not a curated record. The transcript has 10 exons. Lineage: Eukaryota; Metazoa; Chordata; Actinopteri; Salmoniformes; Salmonidae. Gene Ontology annotation, molecular function: zinc ion binding; nucleic acid binding. Gene Ontology annotation, biological process: positive regulation of DNA-templated transcription; negative regulation of DNA-templated transcription. Gene Ontology annotation, cellular component: nucleoplasm. The coding region runs from base 206 to 6178 and encodes 1990 amino acids.